GAGAGAGAGAGAGAGAGAGAGAGAGAAAUCCGUUUAAAAAAGAAGGGAGGACUGCUGCCGGCCGGCGGAGCUCCAACGAUGGUUUGACCAUAGUGCAUGGGCAGGAAGAAUAACCAAGAAGCAACAGAUUAAAUUUCCGGUCAGGGGCAGAUCCCCUAAAUUUUGACCAAAGAGCUCAGCUCUAUUCCUUUACUAGCCAACAUACACUCCAUACGUACAGGUAUAGCUCCCAUUUUCAAAUUUUUCUUACUUUUUGAUCCCUCCGCCAAUCUUCCACUUCAAACGCUCAACGCUCCUUCAUUAUCAAUCUUAUCUAUCAGCUCUCUCUCUUUCCAAAUUAGAAAAUCGCCAUAUCUAUUUCCAUCAAUUUGCAUUUAAUACUCCAGCAAAUGCUGAUUUUGUAUUCCCUAUUUUGACCUUCCAUCCUCUUCUUCUCCGCCUACUCCUUCCGAUUUCCCCAUGGCCACAUCCGCCUUCAGGUCCACUACCAAGAGAACCCCCAUUGCUAAAUCUUCUUCCGCUUCCACUGAUGACUCCUCUUCCUCCACUACGCCCGCCUCUUCUCACCGCCGCUCCCGUAGUCUCAGCCGUUUCUCCCGCCCUUUGCCUCAUCCUGGGGAUGAAUUCUCCGACGAGGCGCCACUUCCCAGAGGGAAAGGGAGGUUCGUUAAUACUGUUAGAGGAUCCGGGUUUCCGGAUGUUACCCUUGAUGAUCUCGCUGUUCAGUUCUUUGGUUCUGCUGACCGAGGUCCUUCUUCUUCGAGGAUUAAUGAUGUAGGCCCUGGGGAUAAUGUCAGUGUGUCUCAGAGAAGAGGGAGAUCUGUUUCCAGACAUGGUUCCAGAGUUGGCCAAGGGAAGGCUAGUGCUGGAAAUAGCUAUGUUGGGGGACGGGUUAAUUCUGAUAGUAAUUCGAGGAGGCGGCGCUCCGUAUCGGUGGUCCGAUAUCAAAUUAGUGAUUCUGAGAGUGAUUUCGAUCAUCCUCAUAAUUCAGAAAGUCAUACUACUUUGAAGAGUCUCAGUGGUGGAAGCAGCCAGGUGCCAUUGUCAAAUAAGACAGCUACUUCAAAUCACAGACAAGGACUUCGAAGGUCUCUUAGCCAAAGAGAUUUAAAGUGCCAGGAUGGCUAUUCUAGCCACUCAUCAGUGCUAACAGAUGAUGAAGGAAGGGAUUCUCAUCCCAAUUUAAAUGGGAUUGAGAGAACCAUACAAGCAGUGUAUACACAGAAAAAGGCUGAGCAUCCCUCUGGUGAUGAUAUGAGCAGUGGGUUGUAUGAAGCAAUGCGAAAAGAGCUAAGGAAUGCAGUAGAAGAUAUCAGAAUGGAACUCAAACAAGCUAUAAGAAAACCAGAUACCUCCUUAGAAAGUGAUGGCUGCAGGCGAUCCAAAAAUUCUGACGUUCUUCAGGCUAUUUCUAAAAUUAGAAGGAAUUAUGCAACAAAAAUGGAAUUGUCUGAGAAGCGUAAACAAGAUUUGUUGUCAGAAAUAUUGUUGGAGGAGCAGCAUGAAAGAGAACUUUCUAAUGUUAUGACGGAAUUGCUUGAUGAUCCAAAGAAUAGUAUUGUGGAAAAACCAUCACGAGUUAGAAGGAAGAGCAAUGACAGAAGUAGGAUGUCUAAGCGAUUGACUGAGGAGGCAGAGAGAUAUAUUGAAGAUUUCAUUUCAAACGUUGAAGAUACAGAUAUCUCAUCUUUAGAUGGGGAGAGGAGUGAUACAAGUUCAAGUUUAGGAGGAAUUACAAAGAUACAAACUUUCCAAAGUCCACUGCUGUCCAAGUCUAUUCCUGUUGAAAUGGAUGGGGUUGUACUUCCCUGGUUGCAAUGGGAAACUUCUAAUGAUGCUUCUCCUUUUUCGAGCAAGAAAUCAGACACAAUGGCGACUCCAAAAACUAAUUUAUGUGAAGCUGCUCAGGAUGCAACCUGGAUGCAAGAUUUAAGCAACCAUUCCAUCAGUAGCCGUGGGAGUUGGAGCCCUGGACUUCUAGAUGGCCAUUCCUCAAAUAUUGGUGAAGUUUCUGGGAAUAGAUUCAGAGAAAUUCGAAGUUGUUAUAGUCAAUUUUCAUCAGAUGGAACAACAAGAAGGCCACAGCUUGAUGUUGAUGAGUAUCUUAACCGUCAAAGUGAAGAAGCUUUUCUCUUCGAAACAUGGAAUCAACAACAGAGAAUCCAUUCAGGAAGUCUAUUGCUUUGUAACCAAAUGUUCUUUUAGCUGUAAUCCUCAACUGUAGGCCACAAUGAUUAUUCUGUACAAAUGUUUACAUCUAAUCCUCCUAGUCGUUGACAUUAAUCUUGAUUGAAGUAUCAUAAGCUGGGUGUUAGAUAUUUCCUUAUAAUAGUUAUUAUUAUUUUAACUCUUUAAAAAAUUAAA
Messenger RNA from Manihot esculenta (cassava), 2364 nucleotides. RefSeq lists its product as uncharacterized. The record is from RefSeq and is a predicted model, not a curated record. Bases 460 to 2205 code for a protein of 581 amino acids. The transcript has 8 exons. Lineage: Eukaryota; Viridiplantae; Streptophyta; Magnoliopsida; Malpighiales; Euphorbiaceae.